CCUCCUCUGCGCCCGCUGCAGCAAUUGCAGCAUCAGCAGCACAGUUCCACCGAUAAAAGCGAGGAGAAUGGGAGGUGAUAAACCGGGGCACUGCGACGACCAGUCCUCACCCGACUUCUCUCUCUCUCUUCCCCAUUUGCCAUCCGAUUCAUGCAUUGACACGGAGCCAGCCGCUGCUGUGCAGGAGCAGCCACGACAACCGCAUCACAACAGCGAGAAGUCUGGGACUGGGCGGAGAGGUAAAAUGAAAAUAAUUCGGUGAGAAGCGAGAGAGAGAGAGAGUUAUGGGGGUCGGGCCAGCUGCAGAGGGUACGGAAGGGACAUGGUUGAGGCGUCGCUUUUGACUCGCUUCCUUUUGGGAAAGCUUAUGUAAUGGUUGGGGAGACCCAAGGAAGAGGAGAGAGUAAGGGGGAAAGAGAAAAAGGAAAAGCUUGAGCUUUUGGUGUUUAGCUCUUAUAUCUAUCUGCUCUGCUGCACCCUGUUCUUUUGCUCUCCGCUCUGCUCUGCUUCUGGUGCACCUGCCGCUCGUCUCCCGCCUCCCACGCUUGUCUUUUUUAGGCCCUCAGCCUUUAGUUCAGCGCAGCCCCCUCCUCCUCUCCUCUUCACGAGCCUCGCCACCAUCGCCAUCAUGCGUCCCUUCACCACCCCUGUGCGCUCCCUCCCUCCCUAAUCCUUAUCUCGACCAGAAUCCUACAGCUAUCUCUCCGUCCCCUACCUCCGGGUCUUCUCUCUCUUGGCUUUGCCUUUCGGUUCUUGGGCUGCUAGGUUCUCUGGGUUUGGGGAGAAUGGGCAUCGAUUUGAACACGAUAGAAGAGGAGGAAGAGGAGCCGGAGCAGCACCCGGCCCACCUCGCCGUUUCCGCUGCGGCGGCCGCGGAGGAGGCGUUUCAGUCGGCGUCGGUGUGCCUGGAGCUGUGGCACGCGUGCGCGGGGCCCCGGAUAUGGUUGCCGAAGAAGGGCAGCUUGGUCGUGUACUUGCCGCAAGGGCAUCUCGAGCACUCGAGGGAGGGCGGCGACGGCAGCGGUGGGAGAGGGGGAGUCGGCAGCGGCUACGAUGUGCCACCUCAUGUCUUCUGCCGAGUGGUCGACGUCAAGCUCCAUGCUGAUGCGGCUACAGAUGAGGUCUAUGCUCAGCUCUCUCUUGUCGUAGAAAGCGAGGAAUUUGAAGGAAGACCUAAGAAGGGUGAGCUCGAAGGAGAUGCAGAAGAAGAGGAUGUUGAAUGUAUAAGCAGGACAUCAAUACCCCAUAUGUUCUGCAAGACUCUCACUGCCUCUGACACGAGCACCCACGGGGGUUUCUCCGUGCCACGCCGAGCUGCCGAGGAUUGUUUCCCUCCCCUGGACUACAAGCAGCAAAGGCCUUCGCAGGAGCUCGUUGCAAAAGAUUUGCACAGCAUGGAAUGGAGGUUUCGACAUAUCUACAGAGGUCAACCACGUCGACAUCUUCUUACAACUGGAUGGAGUGCAUUUGUAAAUAGGAAGAAACUCAGCUCUGGAGAUGCAGUGCUCUUUCUCCGGGGCAAUGAUGGGGUGCUUAGAUUGGGUGUUAGGAGGGCAGCUCAAUUCAAAGGCGGCGGCCCUGUUUUGGAACAUCAAAGUGGCAACAUGGAUCUAUUGACACUGGCAGCUGUCGCUGAUGCUGUGUCCAACAAAAAAGCCUUCGACAUCUAUUAUAACCCAAGGGCAAGCUCCUCAGAGUUCAUAGUUCCAUACUGGAAAUUUGUAAAAAGCUUAAAUACUUCCAUUUCUGCGGGAAUGAGAUUCAAAAUACUUUAUGAAGGUGAUGAUGCCACAGAGAGGUCCACAGGACUGAUAACUGGGAUCAGUGACAUGGACCCUGUUAGAUGGCCUGGUUCAAAGUGGAAAUGUCUGUUGGUUAAUUGGGAUGAUGAUAUGGAUGCUAAUAGGCAAAACAGGAUAUCACCUUGGGAAAUCGAACCAAUUGGUUCAGUCUUAGGCUCUGGAAGCCUGUCAACAACGGGUUCCAAGAGGGCCAAAAUUUGUCUUCCCUCUGUCAAUAUGGAUUUUCCAAUUCCAAAUGGAAAUGGGUGUCUGGACCUGAGGGAAUCUGCAAGUUUCCACAAGGUCUUGCAAGGUCAAGAAUUUACGAGGCUUAGAACUCCGAGUAACAUUGGUGUAACAGCCUCUCAUGUUUCUGAGAUUGGAAAUCGUCAAUACUCGGAUGGUAAGGGACGUUGCACUGGUGCAAACAGCUGCAUCGUAGGUGAAUCUGUUACUAGGGAUAGGGUCAGAACAUCAUAUGGAGCUGACUUUACCUUCAAUUGCACAGGCUUUAGCGAACCUGUCCUAUUCCAAAAGGUCUUGCAAGGUCAAGAAGUAUUCUCAAAAUGUCCUCCAUUCAUUGGAGCCCGAUCUGAUGCUCAUGCAAGGAACGGUGUGUACGGCCUGUUUGAUAGAUUUCAUACAUCUCAUGCUGAGAGUAGAUUGCCUCCAUCUUCUUUGGGAUAUGUUACUAUUGUUCAACCAUCUUUGCCACCAAUUCAAGCGUCUUCACCGUCGUCGGUGCUAAUGUUUCAAGAAGCAGGUUCCAGAAUGACAUUGGUUCAGUCAGCAUCUAGCACGAAUGGUCAAGAUAGGGGUGAUGGUGGUUGCUACUUCUCCAAGUUAAACGGCUCAGAAGCACUGCAUGUGAAAGAAGCAAAAUUCCCGUUCUGGCCUCCAACUAUGGGUUGUUGUCAUUUUGCCAAUCAGCAACCCGAAAUGGAUAAAGUGCAUGCUUCUGUUUCGGAUGGUAAGUUGGGCAUAGGAAAUGAGCAGAAUGUGACCCGAAAUGGUUGCAGGCUUUUUGGUUUUUCCUUGACUGAGAAGAUUCCUGUGGCAAAUUUAGCCGAUAAAUCUCUGCCAGUCUCUCCGGCUUCAACUCAGGUCAAGGUUGAUACUGCUUUCUCGGCUUCAAUGCCUCAGAUGCCUGCUAAGCCUGUUGGGUGCAGUUGCACUGGAGUAAACGCUGUGUAUGCUCUGUGUGCAGCUCCAUUUUAGGACUUGGUUACUCCACAAAUCUUGGGGGUUGGCAUGCAUCUAAGUACAUAUCUAGCAGCUUGAUGGAAAUUAGGAUCUGACUUAAAGUUGGAUGAUUGCUUAUAAGGAAAUCCAGCAGAACAACCUGGAAAAGAUUGCCUGUGUGUUCUACAUCGACAUCGACAGCGAGGACACAAUGGUGCCAGCCAGUGAUGAUCUACCUACCAGUAUUUACUAGGGUUGUUCCUGCAUUCCCACUAGUGGCACCACCUCUGCUGCAUACUCUUGCAAGACAUCGCUCCGGAUUCUUGAUAGACAACCGGUUGGUUGGUUGGCUGUGCAUCGUUUCUCAAAUGAUGCCAAGUUAGAUCAACAAAUCCUGGUUCCUCCCGGCACCUUUACUGGCUAUGAGUUGAACACUGUUGUUAAGAUAUCUUCCCAUUUGGUUGCUCAAACUCUUCACUGUUAUUUGUGACAUUCUGCUAUCUUACUAGUCUUUGCUGCAAUAUUUUUGCCGUAUGCUAAAACCGCUAUUGGUGAUGCAAGAUGUUCACACAUGCUUUUAGCAUUGUUGCUAUGC
Molecule: messenger RNA, 3558 nt
Organism: Musa acuminata AAA Group (dessert banana)
Lineage: Eukaryota; Viridiplantae; Streptophyta; Magnoliopsida; Zingiberales; Musaceae
Product: auxin response factor 15
Exons: 10
Coding region: 786-2999 (737 amino acids)
Biological process (GO): regulation of DNA-templated transcription; response to hormone
Cellular component (GO): nucleus
Molecular function (GO): DNA binding
Source: RefSeq, a predicted model, not a curated record